CGUUAGUGUCCAGUCAGCGACACUCACCAUGAGUCAGGCUGAAUCACCUCGAUCUACCCCACGUCAUGUACCGGAAGGUCUAGCCUGAAGGACUCAGUAGCCACACGCUCAAUGGACUAUAAAUAAGCCACUUGGGUCUAUUUUAUUUGACAAUCACACCAUCCAUAUGUCCAAAGAUACCAUUUUCAGCUUAUCAGAGAACCCUCAUUCAACCAAAGACACAUCAUUCGCCAUGUCGACCGUUUCAAAUCCACCUGGCUCUAUAGUCUUCUACGACAUUGCUAUGCGCCCUCCAGUGGAGAAGAAUUGCUGUUCCGUAAACCCCUGGAAAACAAGACUGGCCCUGAACUUCAAAGGGGUGCCAUACUCGACCUCAUGGGUGCCAUUGCCCGACAUUGCAAAAGUCCGCAGCAGCCUCAAAGUACCACCCUGUCGCAAAUUUGCCGAUGGCAGCGACUUCUUCACCCUGCCUAUCAUCGAAGAUCACGCCACAAAUUCCUUGGUAGGCGACUCUUUCGAUAUUGCGGUCUACCUGCAAAAGACAUAUCCGGACUCGGGCGCGGGCGACCUAUUUCCCCCUCAGACGCUCGACUACGUCUUCACGCCCCCUUCUGCGAUAGCCGUACCGCUCUCAGACUGUCGCGAAGGUGAAUUUUCCGAAUAUGCCAAAUUCAAUAUGCAUGUUGAUGCAGCCUUCAGCACACAUGUGCAGCUUUCGGUUCAAUGUUUUCCAUUCGACCCUGCCACUGCCGAGAUCAGCAAAUCGGAGUUUGCGAGGCGUGCGGGCGUGUCAAGCUGGGACGACUUCUCUUUGGUUGGAGAGGCCCGAGAGAAGACAAAGGAAUCGUUUCGAAAGACCCUUGGUGAGCUGGCCAAGGUACUCCAAAAGGACACCAGUGGCCCCUUUGUACUUGGAACGAAGGCUUCCUAUGCGGACUUGAUCGUUGGUGGAUGGCUCCGGCUGAUGCGGGCUACUCUGCCGGAGAGUGAAUGGGAAGAAUUGCGAAGCUGGCAUGAUGGUAUUUUCGGGCAAUUGCAUGAUGCGUUGGAGGUUUAUGCGGAGGUUAAAUAGGGGAUUGCUUGAGGAUUCUUUGGGAGUUUAUAUUGGUUUAUUUGUCUACAUUGAGUGGCUUGUAUGGUCAAAGAAAAUUACGCAAUUCCAUUCUGUAUCAAUUCAGCUUUUUGAGUCAGGCACUAGAGCUUCUAAGCUGAUAUCUUGUGGAUUCGAUAUCAAAUAGUGGGCCUGGCCAUAGU
Messenger RNA from Penicillium brasilianum, 1254 nucleotides. Lineage: Eukaryota; Fungi; Ascomycota; Eurotiomycetes; Eurotiales; Aspergillaceae. The record is from the annotation of a GenBank genome assembly.